GUCGCCAUUGGUCGCUGGCGGAAGGACGAGGUCAGGUGAUCGACGGAUGGGCGGAGCUUCCUCAGCUCCUCCGCUGUGAGAGCGGUUCUCCGGGGCCGGACGCGGGUCUCCCCCUUCCAGGGUCCGACAUCGUCUCCGGCGGGGGGCGGCGCGCGGGCCGAUUCAGCACCGCUCGAGUGGACAGAUCACGUCCCAUUCAUCGCUCCGCGCUCGUGCUCGCGCUCGAUGGGCGCGAUCAUCCUCAGGGCAGGGUAGCGCGCCGCCGGGGCUGAGGGUGUGAGCCGCUCCCGCUGCCGCUGCUGCUGCUCGUCCCGUCCGCCGCCGGAGCCGUGCCCGACCGCCAUGGCGGAGUGCGGCCGCAGGGCGCUGUCCCUGUCCCUGCUGCAGGCGGCGCGCUCCCGCUACGAGAGCCUGCAGAUCUCGGACGACGUGUUCGGCGAGUCGGGCGACGACAGCAGCGAGAACCCGUUCUACAGCACGUCGGCCGAGUCCGACUCGGACAGCGGGGGCCCGGGGGGCGGGCACGCGGGGGACGCGGCGGGGCGCGCGGGCGGCGCGGGGGCCGCCGGCGCCGGGGAAGCUCCCCGCCACGCCGCUCCCGGGUCCGAGAGCCCGGCCGAAGAGGAGAAGGGCUGGAGCGACGCGCUGCGGGACACCACCGUCCCCGCGUACAAGGAGACCUGCGGGCCCACGCAGAGGAUGCCGACCACGGCCACAGCCAUGGACUUCUUCCAGCUCUUCGUGCCUGACAACGCCAUCCAGAACAUGGUGAUGCAGACCAACAUGUACGCCAAGAAGUACCAGGAACGCUUUGGCAGCGACGAGGGCUGGCGCCCCGUGACAGCGCAGGAGAUGCGCGCCUUCCUGGGCUUCGUCAGCUCCACGGGCGUGCACCGCUGCGAGUCCGUGCUCAGCAUCUGGAGCGGCGGGUUCUUCGGCAACAAGAGCAUCGCCCCCAAGAUGAGCCAGGCCCGGUUUGAGAAGAUCCUCAAAUACUUCCACAUCGUGGCCUUCCGCUCCAGCCAGGGCAGCCAAGGGCUGUACAAGAUCCAGCCCUUCCUGGACUCCCUGCAGCAGUCCUUCACCUGCACGUUCCGGCCCUCGCAGACCCAGGUGCUGCAUGAACCGUUGAUUGAUGAAGACCCCGUCUUCAUCACCACGUGUACAGAGCGGGAGUCGCGGAAGAGGAAGAAGAGGAAAUUCAGCCUGUGGGUGCGGCAGUGCACCACCACCGGCUUCAUCUGUCAGGUCUACAUCCACCUUAAGGAGGGCCCAGGUCCAGACGGUCUGGACACGCUGAAACACAAACCACAGCUACACAGCAUGGUGGCGCGGCAGCUGUGCCAGAACCUGGCAAGUCAGAAUGCCAUCAUCUUCACGGGGCCCAGCAUCACCAGCCUGAAUCUGUUCCAGGAAUUUGAAAAGCAGGGAAUCUACUGCUGCGGGCUGCUGAGCUCCAGGAAGAGUGACUGCACGGGCCUUCCCCAGUCCAUGCUCUCGAACCCUGACAUGCCGCAGCAGCGAGGCCAGUCGCAGAUCAAGAUGAAGGGCAACAUGUGCCUGAUCAACUGGUACAACAAGGGCAACUUUCGCUUUCUCACCAACGCCUACUCGCCCAUCAAGCAAGGGGUGAUCAUCAAGAGGAAGAGUGGCGAGAUCCCAUGUCCGCUGGCGGUGGAGGCCUUCGCCGCCCACCUGGGCUACAUCUGCAAGUACGAUGACAAGUAUAGCAAGUACUUCAUUUUCCACAAACCCAACAAGACGUGGCAGCAGGUGUUCUGGCUGACCAUCAGCAUCGCCAUCAACAAUGCUUACAUCCUGUACAAGAUGUCGGACGCCUACCACGUGAAGCGCUACAGCCGGGCGCAGUUCGGGGAGAGGCUGGUGAGGGAGCUGCUGGACCUGGACGACUGUUCGCCGACGCAGUGAGGGACCAGGGAGAGCAACACUCGAGUGCACAGACACUCACACACACACACACACACACACACACACACACACACACACUCACACACGGUCACACAUGUGCACUCACACAGUCGCUCAGUCCAGUGUCGUUGUCUUCUCACAUUUGUUCACACGCGUGAACACGUACACAAUCACAUAUUGUCACUAUCUGUCUCUCUUUCCCUCACACACACGCACACACACACACACCCAAGCAGCCAAGGCAAGCCUGGCCGUUGACACAAGGCCCAUGUCUGCUGUCGAACAGUGGCGCAAUCCAGUGGGCACCAGGUGUGAGCGAGCCAGGAGCACUAGAGCUCUUCCACACGUGGAAAGCAGGUUUCUAUGACUGAAUGGACAUGGGAGAAUGUCCAAUUCAUUCUUAAAGGGAGAUUCUUUCAGAAGCCCUUCCUAAAAAACCGCCAACGUACACAUGCCAUGCGGUAACCUCAAUCACUGGUUGCAUGAUGAAGCGUCCAAGUAACGUAACGUUUCUGCUUUAAAGUCAAAGUGUUUUGUUUUCAACUACAGUAAAUCUUUUGUAAGUGACAUUUUUCGUUUGGAGGGAUGCAAUGCCCACCUCCGUCUGUACAGCAGUGGCAUGUAUAUAGCCAGUUUCCGUACGGCACGAUGUCUGUACCGUGUCAUCUCACCGGGGGCGGCUGUCCGCGCAAUCAAGGUCAGCGAACAGCAACUGUACCAAUAUGCAGUAUCUUCUCCCCAGAGUGAAACAAUGACGGGAAAUGGUGCACUGCACAACGCAGGUGAAGGACAGCCCAAGUGUCCACGGCUGCCUAUCCUUAUGUCAGAAUAUGAGGAAUGGCAGGUGGCUAUGUAGUGCAAUGACCACCGGCGACUCAGUGGCUUUAGUCGGCCUAAGGCAGCACAGCCGCAGCUUGAUCUUCUGCUGGUUGGGUUUCACACAUCUCUUUGCUCCAGGAUAGAACUCCUCAGAAAGGGUUUAGUCACAUUAUUCUCAUAAAAAAAAAAAAAAAUAAAGGAAGAAACCACUUUAUGAGAUCAGUUUCCUUUAGAUGAUUUCAAAAUAAAUCAAAGUCAAGUCAAAGUGAACUUUGUCACUCUGCUGUGGAUGAGUUAGACAUACAGGGGAAUGAAUUUCGUUUCUCUUGUACCUCUAUACCACAUAAAACAAUAAGACAUUCAGUAUCGUGCUAGACAGUGCAAAUACAGUGCAGUACACGGAAAUUAUGCUAUUCUUAUAUAAUAUGCUGAUCUCCAGGUAAAGCAAGACUCCUUCAUGGACCUUUACCAGGAGAAGAGAAGGGUUUGUUUUGAACCUCACUGCCCAUUCACACUGAUACAAAGUGACUUUUGGAAGUGCUUCUCAUUUUCAUCUCUUUUACCUAUCAGCCCACACAAAACGUAGCCAAGGUGUCGAUGCUGACCUUUGGCGGUGAACCCCAUCUUAGCAUGGUUGUUGUGUUGUCCCCUCAAGUCUCUCAGUGAGGGGUCCACUAUACAGAAUAAUCUCAUUAAGGUCAAGGGAAAUGAGCAUCAGCCAGUUGGAGACAAACUUUGAGGGUUGUUCAGUGUACCUGGCUGUGCUCACCUUCCAAACAAGUCAGUUUUCCUUCAUGUGCUGAUAUGAAAUGCAGAGUUGGCUGUAUGUUCAAUCAAGUGAAAACACUGUGAAAAUACGAAUGUUGACCAAGGGAGCUGAGUUUGUUGCAUAUUAAAAAAAAGUUUGCAUAGAGUGUUGAGGUGGUGUAGAUGGCUGUGUAUAGAUCAUAAAGUAUUUCUAUCUAAAUAUAUAUCCAUAUUACACAUUUGUAAUUAAGAGGCACCGUGGAUGAUGGUAAUGUAAAUAGCCACUAGGAUUAAGACUCAUGAUUGUAUUUUUUUCCCCCUUUCCUCCUUUGAAUAUGCGUGUUUGUGUUCGUCCCGUGAUCCGUGUGUCCCCGUGCGAUUAUGAUCUCAGCUCGUCGUGAAACAGACCUCUUUGUUUACCGUCUGGGAAGGAAUUCACAAAAAGCCAUUUUCACUUAUGCAUCAAGUGAGCAGUGUUUUCCAGUGAAAUAAAUGGGAGCCCUAAAUAUGCAUCCGCUACCAGAGUGAACGUUAAAUUUCUUGGAUGCAGCUAAUAAUAUGUUUUAGUAUCUUGAAUGUGACAAAUCGUAAUCGUGUCCUACUAUAAACAACUACAGACAGCGACAUCUUUUGCUAGCUUCCUGAAAGGAAUGGGAAGUUAAAGGUGUGUAA
This is a messenger RNA of Scleropages formosus (Asian bonytongue), 4167 nucleotides long. RefSeq names its product piggyBac transposable element derived 5 (gene pgbd5). Gene Ontology annotation, cellular component: nucleus. Gene Ontology annotation, molecular function: transposase activity. The record is from RefSeq and is a predicted model, not a curated record. Gene Ontology annotation, biological process: non-replicative DNA transposition. The coding region runs from base 343 to 1929 and encodes 528 amino acids. NCBI's taxonomy places the organism in Eukaryota, Metazoa, Chordata, Actinopteri, Osteoglossiformes, Osteoglossidae. The transcript has 7 exons.